This is a messenger RNA of Besnoitia besnoiti, 6489 nucleotides long. RefSeq lists its product as uncharacterized. The record is from RefSeq and is a predicted model, not a curated record. NCBI's taxonomy places the organism in Eukaryota, Apicomplexa, Conoidasida, Eucoccidiorida, Sarcocystidae. The transcript has 14 exons. The coding region runs from base 1 to 6489 and encodes 2162 amino acids. Gene Ontology annotation, biological process: chromatin remodeling; DNA repair. Gene Ontology annotation, molecular function: ATP binding; ATP-dependent chromatin remodeler activity; DNA helicase activity.
AUGCGAGACACAGCCAGCGACGCGUCCAUGGAGGAAAGGGGCGAAGAUGAGGACGAGGAACUUGAGGUGACGCGGCUGGUUGCCUCCCUUUCGUCGUUUCUAUCGUCCUUCGAAAGCAGGGAAUUGAAAGGGGAAGGCGAGACACUCGACGCCAGGCGCAAGGAGGUUCGCAGCCUCCAGGGAGUUCGAGGCUCCGCCGGCAAUGUGCUCCAUAGCUACCAGGAGGAUGGAGUUCUCUGGCUCAUUGAUCACUACCUCAAUGCCGUGGGCACCAUUGUCGCCGACGAAAUGGGGCUGGGGAAGACGCUGCAGAGCCUCGCGUUCAUCUGCUGGCUGAGUGAAGUGCAGCAAACGGGGCGGCCUGUGCUCGUUGUCUGCCCACUCUCGGUCGUCAGCAGCUGGGAGGCGCAGAUGCGCGACUUCAUCGCCACCGCUCCGCCUUAUAUCCGGAUACACGAGACGGCCGCAGACGAGCCGCAGAAACCGCGGGGAGGAGCCGAGCGCCUCAGGACCCUCACGUACCUCGGCUCGGCCGAGGACAGACACUACAUCCGCGAGAAAGUCGCCAACUACAUGAUUCACCAAAGUCCGAAGGCGUCCCUGCCGCGCAACCGAGCUGCGCCCUUUGACCUGCUGCUCACGACGUACGAGACGCUGAUGAACGACGUCCAGUUCUUCACCAUGUUUGAGUGGGAGUGUGUGUUCUUCGACGAGGCCAGCCGGCUCAAAUCAAAGAGCAGCAAAAGGCGAAACGUGUUCCUGCAGAGUCUCAGGCGGCGCCACGUCGUCAUGAUGACUGGCACGCCCGUCGAGAAGGACCUCGAGGAGCUGUGGUCGCUUCUGCAAUUCGUUCAGCCGGACGUCUUCACGAGCUCGUCUGCGCUGGUGAGCGCCUUCUGCUCGCUUCCGCCUUCCAGGAGAGAGGGCGAGUCAGGCCGAAGGAAGCGGGACGCGCCUCGUAUGCAGCGCAUCCGCAGAAACAGAGACAUUCUGCAGAGGCUCGUCAAAGCCUUCAUCCUCCGACGCACUCUGAGUCAGGUCCGCGCGAGCUGGGCGCUGCUGCCGCUGGUCGAGCUCGUCGUCUUUCUCCCGCUCGCGCCUCUGCAGAAGCGUCUUUACUUCUGGCUGUUGACGAGGGAGAGCGAGGCGCUGGAGGGUGUGGACUAUCCGGCCGCCUCCCUGCAGCAGGAUUCAGAGGCGCCUCCCCGAAAUCGCGAGUUGAGCGCCCUCGUCGGCGAGGACGUGAAUCGAACCUCGGGUGCAGCGAAGAAGAUUGUCGCACACAUGCGAGGUCUGCAGAAUUUGUUCAUGCAGCUGCGCAAAUGCUGCAAUCAUCCCGCGCUUUUCCGCCUCCACCCCUCGGCGUCUGAGAGCGCCUUCUCCUUUUCUUCGUUUCGCGGCGGCGACACUGCUGUCCCUUCUUCAGACGCCGAGGAGGGCGACGAUGCGGAGUCGCUGCUUCGCGACUCCUCAAAAAUCGCCGCCCUCGAGCAGAUUCUAAGUUUCUAUCUCCCGAAGCGAGAGAAGGUGGUGGUCUUCAGCUUCUCGACGAUGAUGCUGGACCUCGUGGAGGACUUCCUCGACGAAAAGGGGAUCGCCUCCGCGCGCCUAGACGGCCGCAUGAGCGACCCCGAGAGACGCGAGGCGAUCGCCGCCUUUGCGCAAAAGCCGCGUUCCUGGUCUGUUUUUCAGCCUUCCGGCGCAAAGGAGUCUUCAGCGAUGGUGUUUCUGGUUAGUGUCCGCGCUGGUGGCUACGGGCUCACGCUGUCGGGCGCCUCCAGCGUCUGCGUGUUCCUGGAGGGGGGCGGCGACGGCAACCCGCAGAUCGAGCGGCAGGCGAUUGCGCGGCUCUAUCGCCAGGGCCAGAAGAAGAAAGUGAAAGUCAUUCGGCUGAUCACCAAGAGCACAGUGGAGGAAGUCAUGUACUGGCGCGGCCGCCAGAAGCUGAAGCUCGCCGCGGAUGUCCUCUCUGAAGACGAGGGCGAAGAGGAUGAGGACGACGACUCUUCAGGUCAGGCGCAGCAUGCCGCGCGGCGCGCAGCGAGCAUGCGAGAGCUCAUCACCUGCGGGAUCUCUUCUCUGACUGCGUUGGACAGUGAAGAGGCCCGUGAAGGCGAGGUGCAACGCGAAACCGAAGAGGCGACAGGAGGAAAGAAGGGACGCGCGCCGGAAGCCGACUCGAAAGGCCGUCGCUCGUUGGCGUCACGAGGAGACUCAGAGCUUCUGUUCCGGGGCGGACACGCAACGCGAGGCAGGGCCGCUCUCGAUUUCUCGCAUCUCACGCAGCUUCUGGCUGACGCAGAGACUGCAUCCGAGGACGCGGAAGGACUGAUGCAAGCGGCGGGAGAACCCACGCGACGCCAAGGCGCUACGGGGACGGCGACCGUGCCGCGCGCGGAGAAGCAAGGUGAGAGCAAGCGCUCUGCAGAAGACGCAGCCCCCCCGUCAGGCGAAGAGGUGGGAGAGGAACCUGAGAGAGAGGAAGACGCCGGCCUCGUUGUCGACCUCUCAGGCCGUGGACGCCCCCCCGCGAAGCGCGAGGAGGAGGAGCCGAAGUCGGCUUCAAAGAUGCAGGAAGGCGAGAGCAGCAUCUACGAGUUCGAGGGAAGGGACUACACAGACGUACUCAAACAGGCGCUCAGCAGCAAACAGAGAGACCUCCGCGCGCUGCAGCACAUCCUCCUCGAGGCCCGACGAGAAGAAGAGGAACGAGGCGCGCGGCAGACGGGAGAUGGAGGCGGCGCAACGCCGCGUGACGAGGUGAGGCCUAGGCUCGUGGGUGCGCAGAGGGCGCAUGCCCAUGCCGAGACGGAGAAGUCAGAAAGUGUGUUUUCUGCUUCUUCCAGCGGCUUGCGGGGGUCAAGCGACGGCGGGCGAAGGUCGGUGCGCGCUCGGCGGGCGCCGCUGACGCCUGCAGAGCUUGACGCGCUUCGAGAGGAAGCUGAGCGCAGAAGGCAGGAGGCGCGUGCAUCCCGAUGGGCGGCGAACAGCUACAUUUCGCGGUCGCUGCAGGAGGGCGACGCCUUCGUGGACGAGUCUGACGCCCUGCGCCGCGCGCGGGCACGCGAUGCACUUUCGCCAGGCAGGAGCGAAGCGGAAGGCGAGACUGACGAGCCCACGCUCGACAGAUACUUCCACUACCAAGAAGGCGACGCGUCGCUCCCCAAAGAGAAUCCGCCCGGCGCAAUUGUGCACUUCGUGGACACAGCAGGGACGUGGCUCGAGGGCCGCGGAUUCUUCAGGUCCCUCGACCGCCUCAGCGACAUCCCCCGGAAAUACUUGGCUCUCGCGAAGAGAAUGGGUGACCUCCACUUGGGCGAUUGUCACCUGGUGCCGCUGAACGCAGCCACCUACGUGGCCUUCUGCGUCUGCCUGAAACGGCAUCGGCAGCGGAUGAGUUUGAGUCUGCCGCUGCUUCGCGCAGCGCUUCAAAAGCUCCACGGGACCGCGAAGCGGCUGGCGCUCUCGCUGCACCUGCCGCGGUGCAUCGUGCCGCUCCCCGCAGACAUCGACAGAAAUCCGCGGUCGCCGCCGCACGCCAACAGCUCGCGCGCAGUCGAGAAGCUCGUCCGCGCACUCUUCAGCCGCUACCGCAUGCAUGCGUUCCUUUACCACUACAGGGGGGGGCGUGAAGGGGCCUCUUCGGGCCGCGAGGCCCCCCCAGGCGCCCGCCGCAGAGAGCGCGAGGCGGGCGCCGAGGAGGAAGACGCGCCGCAACCCAAGCGGAGAGAGCGCGACGGCCGAUUGCAGCAGCAGCAGCGGCAGCAGCAGCAGACCUCGUAUGCGCUGACAGGGGCCCUCGCGGGCGCAGACCUUCAGCGGAGGGCCGCGGAUGCGACGGACACCGCAGGGGCGCUCCCCGAGUCUCGUCACGAGGCUGGCGGGGCGGGGAGGCACGCUGGAGGCGAACGACCCGAAGGGCCGCAGCCGAGUAGCACACACACGGGCGCUCCGAGCGGAGACCUGAGCCGCGCCCAGCAAGAAAAGGGCAUGCAUAGCGGAAAGGGCGCCGCACUGCGUCCAGCGGGCGACGAAAAAGUCAAGGCGGGGGGCGGCACUUCACCGGGCGCACCGCUCGCCGGUGGGACCUCGAACGCCGUCUGCAGGCCGCCUGCAAGGACGCAGCUGGCAGACGCGAACCGAGAAAGAAACCGAGCAAAGGAGGAGACAGCCCCGGGCCCAAAGCGAGAGCGAGACCUUCCGCCGCUCGCCUGUCCGACCGGCAAGCUCCAGGCGCCGGCGCCUCCCUCCGCUGCCGCUACGCCCCCUCCCGCGUCGAAGCGUGCCUGUGGGAGGUCGCGCGCGACCGCGUGGAAUUCGCUCCGCAAGCCUGCCCCCCGAGAAGCCGCUUCUGCCGCUGGCAGGUCGACAGCCUCCUCGCCCCUGCAUGCGCCAGAGGAGAACGUCCCCGGCGGAGUUGAAAGAAGGAGCAAUGCGGCUACGGAGUCGUCCUGCGAAACGCGCGAUGAACCCAGGGAGGCGGAAAGCGCGUCAAGCUCAGACUGCCAAGCGCCCGUGCAGGCCUCCUUUUCCUGCCCCUCUGCGUCUCCUGCGGUAUCUGCCGCGCCCUCUUCGUGUGCGUCUUCUCGUCACUGCUCUGCGUCGUCUGCGCCCAGUUCCUCUUCGCCUUCCUCGUCUGUCGCGGUUGUCUCUCGUUCGUCUCUUCUCCUGGCGCCUUCUGAAUCGUAUCUCUCGCUGCGUUCACCCGGCGCUGCGUCGGCGUCGCUUUCUGCUGUCUCUUCAAGCCCAGGGAGCGACCGGGGACCUCUGCGCGAUCCCGUGGAAGAAGAGCAAAGGGAAAACGAGCCCGCGGUCCGGGCUGCCCAGGCGACCGCCGCUUCUCGGAGCGGCUCUGAAGCGCGAAUCGAACGAGCGAGAGAAGAUGCGGUCGCGGGACGCGAAGAGCAAAGCGCAAGCCGACUGCAAGGCGCGCCAGAUGUCGCCGGCGCUCGGCAGCACGCCGACGGCGCGGCGGCGGGCCGUGGAGCCGCAGGCGCUCUAGCAGACGACGGCGCGGAAACGCUGCAGCCAACGCCGGAGGCAGAGAGGGCUUCGCGUCCCUCCUCUCGUCUCUGCGCGAGCGGCUCGGCGGGGGUUUCCCCUUCGCGUCACGCUGCUCCGCCGUCCCCCCUUGCGCCGACUCUCUCUGCAGGAUCUUCUUUGUUGCCCGCCGGGGGCGCGGUGGCGGCAUCCGCGGGGCUCUCGUCUCUCGGUGUGUCUUCCGCGCCGGGUCCCUUGCCUCCGGCACCACGCAGCGGCCAUUCUUCUCAGCCGCGUCCGCUGCGGCGCGGGCCUUCGGCGAGUGCGCCGCAACGGGUGCGACUCUGCGCCGCACGUGUCGGCGCGCGCUUGGGUUCGAGUCCCGGGCCUUUGCAGAGGUGCGGGCUCGGGGGAGUGUGUUUUUGGCUCCAUCCCGCCAUCCGCGAGGAAGUGGCGCUUUACUACAUGGAAAGAAUUGCGUAUUUGGGGGGGACUGUGAGGCGCGCGCCGGCCGCGCCCUCAGAUGGGACUCUGACAGAGUUCCUCAGUUUAGUCGCGAGCAAGAACGAGAAAGCGAACCUCUGGGUGACGCGGCCCGCGGGAUCGGCGCACGCAGACACGCGCGAGAGCUGCCAGGAGGGAGGCGCACGCGAGGGAGCUGAGUCCGAGGCGCCUCGCGGCCCAGAGACGGGCUCACUUGGCGACGGAGCGAGGGGCUACCUCAUCCUGCCAACCAGGGUACUCGAACAGGCGGCCCUCAGCCGCGCGCCAUUGGCCUCGUCGUCUCACCGCCAGCCGCUCAACCCGGCUCUCUGGGCCGUUGGGGUGAGCGAGGCUUUAUCUCAGGAUCCAUACAUUUCGUUCCUCCACAAGCGCGGCGAGGAGGAAAGACAGAAUCCCUCCUCAGCGGCCUGCAGUGUUGCCACGACGCGGCUGUCGUGGAGCUUGCCGUGGAUGCCCAGGAGUCGGCGUCCUUCAGCGGGCGACGCAGGGGAUGGAGAUGGUUCCUUGCAGGGCGACGGGCUCGCGUCGCGGCGUAGGCCUCCCCUCGACAGCCUCUCACCGCCGCAUGCCCUAGGUCUGACGCCCCAGGGGUUGGGUAACCCGAGCAUCAGCGUGGAGUUCACGGAUUGGCUUGAGGGUUUGUUGUUUCACAAAGGCAUGAUUGACCCCGGCGCUUGGAGGGCGCAUCAGGUUGAUGUUCACGCGCCUUCCGCGGCGGAUUGCCUUCCCUCCUCUCUCAGAAACCUCUACAGUGUGGGGCCUCUGCCGCUGUCUGUCGCUGUCACCCUGAGCAUGCAGCACGCUCUCGGCGUUGCUUCUGAAAAUAAAAAGGAAAACCUGCUCGCCGAGCGUCGGGAAGCAUUUUCAGCGAGUCUCCCUGAGCGGUCGGCGGCCCCCACAGAGAUGGACACCGCCAGAGACAGCGAGAAAGGCAUAUGCCAGGAGCCGGCUGAUGAUCGCGGCGCGUUGAAUGGCUUCAUGCCUGGUGAAGGGAACGAUGGAUGA